GGAGGGACGGUGUUCUAGGUGGCUCUCUGAACUAGCCUUUUGCCACUGGCUGGCCACAGGGCGGAAGAGAAAAGUCCAGGACAAAGCCCUCUGGGAGACUGGGUCCAGAGGAGAAGCCCAGUGUGGGACGCCCAACAGCGAAGUCAAGAACAUUGCCCCCACCUCGGGGACAAACUGAGGCUGGAGACCAGGAUUUAAGGAUCAUUUGAGAUGUCGGAUUCCCUGGUGGUGUGUGAAGUGGACCCGGAGCUAAAGGAAAAGCUGAGGAAAUUCCGUUUCCGAAAAGAGACCAACAAUGCAGCCAUCAUAAUGAAAGUGGACAAAGCCCGGCAGAUGGUGGUGCUGGAGGAAGAAUUCCAGAACAUUUCCCCAGAGGAACUUAGGUCGGAGUUGCCAGAGAGACAGCCCAGGUUUGUGGUCUACAGCUACAAGUACUCGCAUGCCGACGGCAGGGUGUCCUACCCUCUGUGUUUCAUCUUCUCCAGCCCUGUGGGCUGCAAGCCUGAGCAACAGAUGAUGUACGCGGGGAGCAAAAACAGCCUGGUGCAGACGGCGGAACUUACAAAGGUGUUUGAAAUCCGCACCACAGAAGACCUCACCGAGGCCUGGCUUCAAGAGAAGUUAGCUUUCUUUCGUUGACCAUUGAGCCAGGGAUUUGAAGUCCUUAUGUCUGAAGACCCAGACUCCUAGGAUAAUGAACAUCCAAGAUCUAAAUAAAGGUUAAAAAUUCAGGAA
Peromyscus leucopus (white-footed mouse) is the source of this 735-nucleotide messenger RNA. RefSeq names its product glia maturation factor gamma (gene Gmfg). Gene Ontology annotation, cellular component: actin cortical patch. The transcript is spliced from 7 exons. Gene Ontology annotation, biological process: negative regulation of Arp2/3 complex-mediated actin nucleation; actin filament debranching. Gene Ontology annotation, molecular function: Arp2/3 complex binding; actin binding. The record is from RefSeq and is a predicted model, not a curated record. The coding region runs from base 211 to 639 and encodes 142 amino acids. NCBI's taxonomy places the organism in Eukaryota, Metazoa, Chordata, Mammalia, Rodentia, Cricetidae.